AAAACAACCACAGCCUACACAACUACACACAAUGUCUCAGAUCGCCGGUAAAGAAGUAGGCCCCAUUGGCUUCGGCCUGAUGGGCUUGACCUGGCGAGCAACACCACCAUCCCAGGAGCAGGCCUUUGAGGCCAUGCGCGCAGCCAUCAAGAAUGGAUGCACUUGCUGGAACGGAGGCGAGUUCUACGGACCACCCAACUACAACUCCCUGGUGCUGCUGCAGCGGUACUUUGAGAAAUACCCCGAAGACGCCGACAAGGUCGUCAUCAAUAUCAAAGGCGGUUCCAGCCCCAAGACACUUCAGAUAGAUGCCUCGCCCGAAAAUACCCGCCGUUCCCUCGACGACUGUCUCGCCCAGAUGGGUAGUCGCAAGAAACUUGAUCUUUUCGAGUACGCCCGUCGAGAUGCCAAUGUACCUCUGGAUGUCUCCUUUGGGGUUAUUGAGGAAGAGUAUAUCAAGACUGGCAAGCUUGGCGGCAUCUCCCUCUCGGAAGUCCGCGCCGAGACCAUUCAUGAAGCCGUCAAGCAUACCAAGGUUCUCGCUGUCGAGGUCGAGCUCUCUCUAUUCUCCACCGAUGUCCUGCACAAUGGUGUCGCAGCGGCCUGCGCCCAGUACGGGAUCCCACUGAUCGCCUACUCCCCCGUCGGCAGGGGCAUGCUGACGGGCCAGUUCAAGAAAUUCGAGGACCUGCCCCAGGACUCGAUGCUGCUCCAAUUCGGCUUUCCCCGUUUCCAGAAGGAGAACUUUGAGAAGAACUUGGAGCUUGUGGACAAGGUUGAGCAGCUCGCCCGGAAGAAGGGGUGCACGCCGGCGCAGCUCGCCAUCAACUGGACGAGGGCGCUGUCGAGACGGCCUGAGAUGCCGACCAUCAUCCCUAUCCCCGGCGCCACGACUGUCGCUCGCGUGGAGGAGAACAGCAAGGUUAUUGAAAUCACGGAUGACGAGAUGGCCGAGAUCGAUGCCAUCCUGGCCACGUUCACGACAGCUGGGGAGCGCUAUCCUGCGGCAUUGGCAACAAAUACGUAG
This is a messenger RNA of Cryphonectria parasitica EP155, 1027 nucleotides long. Its product is annotated as Aldo/keto reductase. The transcript is spliced from 3 exons. Gene Ontology annotation, cellular component: cytoplasm. The record is from RefSeq and is a predicted model, not a curated record. The coding region runs from base 32 to 1027 and encodes 331 amino acids. Lineage: Eukaryota; Fungi; Ascomycota; Sordariomycetes; Diaporthales; Cryphonectriaceae.